CUUACUAUUGUAGGUGUCAUCCAAGAUAUGUACAUACGAGAUCAUAUCUUUUCUGGUCCAAAUCUUACGACACAAAUGACAUUGGUCGGCAGCAUAUCUCAAGGAAUUGUAAACUUUGGCGUUCUUAUCAGCAGCCUACUAUUAGACCGCUUAGGGGGCACUAGGAAUUUGUGUAUACUCGGAUCGUGCUUCAUUUUUGGUGGAUUUAUGCUGACAUCAAUAUCGACUUCGAUAUGGCAAAUAUAUCUGUCAUUGAGCAUUGGUGCAAGUUUUGGCGCAGCGCUUCUAUUUGGGGUUACCACCCUUUGUAUUCCACAUUGGUUUGAAAAGAAACGUGCAACAGCUUUCGGGAUACAAUCGAGUGCCACCCAAUUUUCUAGUCUAGUACUUCCUUUCAUUGUCACGCGUGUGUAUGACACUCUCGGUCAUCAAUGGGUAUUCCGCGUUCUCGCUUUCAUAUCUGUAGCUAUCAACGCCAUAGCUAUCGCCUUUAUGAAAGAUCAACCUACCAGAAUGGAGAACAGUAGCGGAGAGCAAAUAUCCGGCAGCAACAAGAACAAGACAAUGAGUUUUGAUCUGAGUAUCUUUAAGAUUACUGACAUGCUAAUUUGGUUACCAACUUAUCCAAUGUCAAUGAGUUCGCGAUUUAUCGUGCUUAUGUUCUUACCGAACUAUGGAACAUACAUUGGCCUUUCCGGAACUAAAGUAGCUGCAGUUACUGCAAUUGCAUCGGCAAUGAGUCUAUUUGGUCGAAUAUCUCUUGGUAUAAUGGCAGAUCGCUUUGGUUAUUUGAACAUAUACACUCUGAGUAAUGCAAUGACUACGUUGACCAUUCUCACCAUGUGGAUGUUUGCGAAUAAUUUUGCAAGUCUCAUCGGGUUUUCUGUGGUAUAUGGAUUCUUUUGUGCAACUCAAGCUACAGUUCAUCCAGCGGUAACUGCCCGUAUAGUUGGUAUGGAGAGGUAUCCAGCCGCUAUGAGCUUUAGUAUGGUCCUGAGCAUUCUAGUUAUCCCACUUUCGCUUAUUGCCAACAGCUUGUCCGCUGGUAUUGGAACUGCCAAGGAUCCAUUUUUAAUUUACAAGCUUAGUGGUGGAGCACUCAGUGGUCUCUGUACAAUACUAGGGCUGGUCACGAAGUUUCGAUUGGAUCGGAAUUUGUUUGCAAACGUGUAG
Molecule: messenger RNA, 1173 nt
Organism: Zychaea mexicana
Lineage: Eukaryota; Fungi; Mucoromycota; Mucoromycetes; Mucorales; Lichtheimiaceae
Product: major facilitator superfamily domain-containing protein
Exons: 6
Biological process (GO): transmembrane transport
Cellular component (GO): fungal-type vacuole membrane
Molecular function (GO): transmembrane transporter activity
Source: RefSeq, a predicted model, not a curated record